UAUCCUCGCUGGGCACUCUACCGCCACACUGCCGCUCUUCUGCGCAUGUCACUGUAGAAAUGGAAGGCUCACGUUUCCUGAGUGUGUCGGACUUCGAGGAGUACGCGAGAGGGAGGCAUGGUCAGGCGGAGGCUUACUUCAACUCUGGGAGUUUCCUGGAUCAGACACUCAAGGACAAUGUGUCAGCGUAUUCAAGAUACCGGUUCCGACCGCGGGUGUUGAGGGAUGUAUCCCAGAGAGACAUGUCCACUACAGUGCUGGGCAGUCCGGUUAGUUGUCCAGUGGGCGUGGCACCAAUGGGCACGUGCUGUUUGGCUCAUCCGGAUGGGGAGAUGGGAAUAGCUAAAGCAUGUGAGCGACUCCAGCUACCCUUUGGUCUGUCCACCGUCUCUACCGUCAGCAUCGAGAACAUCGCAGCCGGAGCUCCUCACAGCGUCAGGUGGUUCCAACUCUACAUAUUCAAAGAGCGUCGACUGACAGAAACGCUGGUGCGGAGAGCUGAGGCGGCUGGGUUCUCUGCCCUUGUUUUGACGGUUGAUACACCGGUCGCCGGAAGGCGACUAGCUACCAUGAAAGAAGGAUUCAAAUUUCCUGAUCAUCUCAGAUUACCGAACAUCGACGCUUCUGACGGUAUAUUCGAAUCUCUGAGAACGGAGGCAGCCAAUGUGCCAUAUUUGGAAAUUAUUGGGAGGCAGAUGGACCCGUCUAUCACGUGGAAUGAUGUCAAAUGGCUCCUAAAAUUCACUCGAUUGCCUGUUAUUGUAAAGGGUGUUCUAACUGCUGAAGAUUCGAGAGAGGCGGUAUCUCAGGGAGUGUCGGCUAUCUGGGUGUCAAAUCACGGCGGGCGACAGUUAGACGGUGUACCGGCGUCGUUAGACGUCCUCGCCGAGGUCGUGGACGCUGUCGGCGAUCGUUGUGAGGUGUACUUGGACGGCGGGGUCAGAAGCGGAUAUGACGUCAUCAAGGCAAUAGCUAUCGGAGCCAGGGCUGUGUUCAUCGGCAGGCCCGCAUUGUGGGGACUCGUGCACAAGGGUACAGAGGGCGUUGUUAAUCUCCUACAGCUGGUAAAGGAUGAAGUGGAUAACGCCAUGGCGCUUCUUGGCGUAACAACCAUCAGCGAAGUGCAUCGAGGUCACGUGGUACACGAGUCCUUCCUUCCGAAGCUGUGAUCUUUUCCAGUGUGUGUGUGCGCGUGCGUACAUGCGUGGAACUGUCUGUCUGUCUGUGUGUGUGUGUGUGUGUGUGCGUGUGCGUGUGCGUAUGCGUACACGUGUGUAUACGUGGAACUCUGUGUGUGUGUGUGUGUGUGUGUGUGUGUUACUCAGAGGAAUACGAGUACAAUGUAUGUACGUAUUAAUCAGACGGUAAUGCCAACAUAUUCAAAUAUAUUUGGCACGAGGAUUCGUGUGACAGACAGCAGACCUCGGUGGUGAGUUACGUCCCUUUGUAGAGUACGGUCGGUGGGAUCCAGAUCCUGAGAUUAUUCAUAAUAUAAUUCAUGUUCAUAUUCAAAUAUUUGCGCUCCAUAAACAAACAAUAAACUAUUCGUGCAAUA
Molecule: messenger RNA, 1555 nt
Organism: Haliotis rufescens (red abalone)
Lineage: Eukaryota; Metazoa; Mollusca; Gastropoda; Lepetellida; Haliotidae
Product: 2-Hydroxyacid oxidase 1-like
Exons: 8
Coding region: 60-1169 (369 amino acids)
Molecular function (GO): FMN binding; oxidoreductase activity
Source: RefSeq, a predicted model, not a curated record